CGACCAACCAACCUCCUAAUUCCUCCCUAUUAGCCUCCUCUUUUUGAGUGACUUGUGGGGGCGUUGACCCUGCAGCCCGCGCUUCGAAGGGUUAAAGCGAACGCGACCCGCUUCCUAGAGAGGAAAGGAAUGUGGGCGGGGGGGCGAGUCCUCCAGAGCUAAGUCUCCCCCCCCUCCAAGCUCUUUCUUCCCUUGAUGCGAUUCCUUCGGAGCAGAAGCGAGCGGCUGGUUCUUUCGCGCGAUCGCUGCCUCGGCGGCCCCUUCUGAGGUCCGGACUUGGUAGCACCUUCAGCUAGGGCAGAAGUGGGAAGAGUCUCUUGCGGUCAGUUGGAGAGUCUUCCUUGGAACACAGAUGAAACAAGAUGGAAGAGGAAGACUCUGUUGUUCUUGAAGACGGAUAGAGGCCCAUAUACAAUCCAGGUUGGGAGCAGUGGGGACUUCUGGGAAAGAACAAUGCAGAAUAUUCCGGAUGAGGAGGACACCCUCAGCUCAUAUUUACAGCUCCACUUUGGGCAUUUCAACCACACAGAAGCCAAAGGACCCCGAGAGAUUUGCAGCCGACUCCACCAUCUUUGCUGCAAAUGGCUGAAGCCUGAGCAACACACAAAGAAUGAGCUGUUGGAUCUGGUGGUCCUGGAACAAUUCCUGGCUGUCCUCCCCCCGGAGAUGGAGAGCUGGGUGAGGGAAUACGGAGCGGAGACCAGUUCCCAGGCGGUGGCCCUGGCCGAAGGUUUCCUCCUGAGUCAAGCAGAGGAAAAGAAGCAGGAAGAGCCGCAGGUAAAAGGUCUGUUUGCCGAACCAACCACUGACCUCCCUGCAGCAGAGAGAGCUUCGUCAGACGCCAAGCAGUGUUUCCUGCGAAGGAGGAAUGUUCAGCGGAGCUGGGGAGCUGCAGCCUCACUCAGUGAUGAAAUGAAACUGGCAAGAGCUUCUUGGCUGUCUCCUCUUUGUGGUGAAGGGGAAGCAGGAGCUGUGGAACCAGAUCAGGGUCGAGCAUCUUUUGAGGAUGUUGCUGUAUAUUUCGCCAAAAAGGGCCCCCAUGAAGUUUGCAGCCGACUCCACCAUCUCUGCCGUCAGUGGCUGAAGCCAGAGGGUCACACCAAGACUCAGAUCCUGGACCUGGUGAUCCUGAAGCAGCUCUUGGCUGUCCUCCCUCCGGAGAUGGAGAGCUGGGUGAGGGAAUGUGGAGCAGAGACCACUUCCCAAGCGGUGGCCCUGGCCAAAGGUUUCCUCCUGAGCCGGGCAGAGGACAGGAAGCAGCAGAUAAGGAGUUUGUCUUCAGAAGCGACCACUGACACAAGAGAAAGUCCCCUGCAAAGUGGUAACGAUCAGGAGAGUGAUGGACAUCCCAUCUCAUUGGGUGAUGAAAUGGCGCUGGCAAGACCUGCUUGGCCAUCUCCACUUGGCAACGGAUGGGAAACGGCUGUUGUGAACCCAGAUCAGGUAGGGGAACUCAUCUCUAGGGGAACAGAAGCUACGUGCCACUUGGGCACCUCUGUCUUCUGCUCAUUUCCCUGGACCUCAACAAACCGAUCACCUCGUUGCUCUGCAGGAGAAUCCUCAGGAGUCUUCUGGAGUUUGGUGGUCCAAUAAUCUUUUACGUUCUCUAUAAAGAGGCAACCGUUUCCUUUUCUUUCAGAGAGGAGAGCCAGUGUGGUGUAGUGGCUAAGAGCGGUGGACUCGUAA
Podarcis muralis (Common wall lizard) is the source of this 1686-nucleotide messenger RNA. The record is from RefSeq and is a predicted model, not a curated record. Lineage: Eukaryota; Metazoa; Chordata; Lepidosauria; Squamata; Lacertidae.